Molecule: messenger RNA, 719 nt
Organism: Drosophila kikkawai
Lineage: Eukaryota; Metazoa; Arthropoda; Insecta; Diptera; Drosophilidae
Gene: Tim8
Product: translocase of inner membrane 8
Source: RefSeq, a predicted model, not a curated record
GACAGCUGGCACUGCCUCUCCGCCUUUAUAUAACCUCAAACAUAAUAUUACAAAAGUAUCCAAUUCCUUUGUAUUCGCCAAGAUUGUUCAAUAAAAAUCACCAUGUCCGAGUUCGAGAACCUGGCCGGCAGCGACAAGGAGCUGCAGGAGUUCCUCAUGAUCGAGAAACAGAAGGCACAGGUCAAUGCUCAGAUUCACGAAUUCAACGAGAUCUGCUGGGAAAAGUGCAUCGGGAAACCGAGCAACAAGCUGGACAGCGCCACCGAGACAUGCCUGAGCAAUUGCGUGGACCGCUUCAUUGACACCUCGCUGCUCAUUACCCAGCGCUUCGCCCAGAUGCUCCAGAAGCACGUCGGCGAAUAGUAGGGAUUCCGGGAGAGCCAGGUGUGCCAGGAACCCAUGGGGCUUCCUCCACAGCAGUCCUACUGUUAAAUCUAUUCUUAAACACUAAAUUUAUCAUGUAAGCCCACACACACAUAUUUUUUUUUGUCGUGACGUGCAAUCUCCAAGCCUCGCCACCUGCCAUGUGCCCGGACAGAAGGAGCAGAGUUUCCAUUAACCGCCUGCUGCCGCCACAUCCGGGACCAAGGAGUGUGCGGGGUGCUAGCACCAGUGCCGGAGGAAUUGAAAGUCCCUGUAACAUAUUUCUAACGUUUCAACGGCACCGACACUCUGAAAAAUACAAAAAAUAAAUUCAAUUUGCGUUGUAUGUUAUCCAA